AUGCUGCAGUCCGAUGGUGGCACCGACUCCGCUCUGGAUGCAUCAGCAGCCGCCAGCCCUCUGCCUCCGGCUGCGGCUGCGUUUGCUGUGCCGCUCGAGCUGCCGGACUUUUGGCUUCACGAUUCCCCGUCGUGGUUCGUGCACGUGGAGGCUCAGUUCGCCCUUCGUGGCAUCUCGGCUGACGACACGAAAUAUCACCAGGUGGUGGCCUCUCUCGACCCGCUAGCCACCCGUCGUGCGUUGCCUCUCCUCCGGGACCCACCUGCCCGAGGGAAGUACGCCGCCCUUAAGGAGCUGCUUCUUCAGCGCUAUGCCCUCUCCGACGCAGAGCGAGCCGAGAAGCUCCUCUCCCUCUCAGGCCUGGGUGGCGGUACGGCUCUCGAACUGAUGGAGCGCAUGCUGUCCUUUCUCGGUCCGGACGACGGGGGAUUCCUGUUCGCCCACAUCUUCCUCCGACAGCUGCCGGCGGCCGUGAGAGCCGGCCUCGCCAACUCUCCACUCCUGGGCACGAAGGAUUAUCGCUCCCUGGCUGAGGACGCGGAUCGUAUUCUCUUGGCUACCCGUGCUUUCCACGAUCACGACCUAGUUCCAGCCUCGCCUCCUACUUCCCCGCUGACCUGCCCCGACGUGUCCGCUCCUUCGCUGGCGGCAAAGGUCGCGGCACAGCCACACCGCGGACGGGACCUCUGUUUCUACCAUCAGCGUUUUGGCCCCAGAGCGCGCCGCUGUUUGCUGCCUUGUGUUUUUCCUACCCUGGGACAUGGGACCCGACAGCGCGCUGUAGUGGCCGCGACCGCUGGCGACAAAGAAAAGCUGCUCUUCAUAGAAGACUCGCGCUCCGGGAGACGUUUCCUGGUCGACUCCGGCUCACAGAAGAGCCUCCUUCCCCCGUCCGGCGCCGACAGUUUAGCAGCGGGCUGCGGACCGCAGCUCAUUGCGGCUAAUGGCUCUCCCAUCGCAACGUUCGGGGAAAGGUUCGUCACUGUUUGUUUUCAUGGUCGGGAUUUCCAAUGGACCUUUGUUGUUGCCGCUAGCUCUGUUCCUAUUUUGGGCGCUGAUUUUCUUUGUGCUCACGGACUGCUGGUCGAUGUCGCUAACAGACGCUUAAUCGACGCCCAGUCUUUUUCUUCAGUGCCCUGUUUCACUCGCGCCAUCGAGCCCCUGAAUCGGGCUAAUUUGGUGACUUCUGGGAAUGUUUUUCAGCGUUUGCUCUCUGAGUUCCCUUCACUGACUGUUCCUAAUUUCUCAAACACGGCAACGAAGCACGGGGUUGAACAUUAUAUUCCGACGGUCGGUCCCCCGGUGUUCGCACGCGCGCGCCGCCUCGACCCCGCGAAACUCUCCGUCGCUCGGGAAGAGUUUGCCGCCAUGGAGCGCCUCGGCAUUGUGCAGCGCUCGAAUAGUGCCUGGGCCUCUCCGCUACACAUGGUGCCCAAGUCCGACGGUCGGUGGCGGCCGUGUGGGGAUUUUCGCCGUUUGAAUAAUGUCACGGAGAACGACCGUUACCCCAUUCCCCACAUACAGGAUUUUUCCGCCCACCUCGCCGGCACCUCGAUUUUUUCUAAAAUUGACUUAGUGCGGGGGUAUCACCAGGUUCCCGUGCGCGCCGAAGACGUCCCGAAAACCGCCGUUAUUACCCCUUUCGGCCUGUUUGAAUUUUUGCGCAUGCCGUUCGGCCUGAAAGGCGCCGCCCAGACUUUUCAGCGGUUGAUGGACUCUGUCUUGCGCGGGCUGCCUUUCGUCUUCGUGUACCUUGACGAUAUAUUGGUGGCCAGCUGUUCUGAGAGUCAGCACGCGUCACAUUUGCAUCAGGUUUUCCAGCGCUUGGCGGCACACGGCCUGAUCGUCAACCCCUCCAAGUGCCAGUUCGGCUUGCCGGUUCUGGAUUUCUUGGGCCACCGCAUUUCCGCUGACGGUGUGGUUCCGUUGCCGGACAAGGUCCGGGCCGUUUCGGCUUUUCCGCGUCCCGCGUCCGUUAAAGCGCUGCAGGAGUUCUUGGGGAUGAUCAAUUUCUACAACCGCUUUCUCCCCAGAGCCGCGCACCUGCUGCAGCCUCUCUAUGCUGCCUUGAAAGGUAAAACUGCUAAGGACCCGAUUGAUUGGCUCCCUGAACGCAUCCAGGCGUUUUCUGAUGCCAAGGCCGCGCUGGCAAACGCCGCCCUGCUUGCCCACCCGUUUCCAUCGGCGGAGAUCGCGUUGACCACCGAUGCGUCGGACGUGGCGGUGGGCGCAGUUUUGGAGCAGCGGGUCUCCGGUGUCUGGCAACCGCUUGCCUUUUUCAGUCGCACGCUUAGGGACAGUGAGCGCAAAUAUAGCGUUUUUGACAGGGAGUUGCUGGCCCUGCACCUUGCGACCCGGCAUUUUCGUUUUUUUCUCGAGGGUCGGAGUUUCACCGCCUACGUUGAUCAUAAACCCUUGACAUUCGCGAUGUCCAAGGUCUCUGACCCGUGGAGCGGGCGCCAGCAGCGCCAGCUGGCGGCCAUUUCCGAGUUCACAACUGACAUUCAGCACGUGGCUGGUAAGUCCAACUGCGUGGCCGACUGUCUAUCCCGCGCGCUGGUUUCUCCCGUUUACGUUGGCAUAGACUUUGACGCUAUGGCCGCUGAUCAACGGGCGGACCCGGACGUCCUUGCCCUUCGGUCUGAGCAGACGGGCCUUGUACUGGAGGACAGACCCGUGUGGAACGGCGGGCCUAGCCUGCUUUGUGACGUUUCCACCGGCCGACCACGCCCUGUAGUUCCACUUUCGUGGCGUCGUCGCGUUUUCGACUCCGUACACGCCCUCUCUCAUCCAGGCGUCCGGGCCUCGGUCAAGCUGGUCAGCUCUAGGUUCGUUUGGCCGGGCCUUCGUAAAUCGGUGAAAGAAUGGGCAGCGGCGUGCAUCCCAUGCCAACGCGCUAAGGUCCAUAGGCACACACAGGCGCCCCUCGAAUCCUUCCGCGUUCCAGGGAGGCGUUUUGAUCAUGUACAUGUGGAUCUGGUUGGUCCCCUGCCGCAGUCACAAGGUUUCACGCACCUUUUGACUGUGGUGGACCGCACAACCCGUUGGCCUGAGGCAGUGCCUCUGGCGUCCACUACAGCUGCAGCAGUGGCCAGGGCAUUUUUGUCAACGUGGGUUUCGCGUUUCGGUCCCCCCGCCGACAUCACCUCAGACAGGGGCCCCCAGUUUGUUUCCGAGCUUUGGUCUGCCAUGGCUGACGGCCUGGGUGUCAAGGUCCACCGAACCACUGCGUACCACCCGCAGGCCAACGGGAUGUGCGAGCGUUUCCACCGGUCGCUUAAGGCCGCGUUCCGUGCUUCUCUCACAGAUGGCAACUGGGUUGACCGCCUCCCAUGGGUUUUACUGGGGUUGCGCUGCGCGGUUAAAGAAGACCUCGGGGUUUCCCCGGCUGAACUUGUCCUCGGUCAGCCCCUCCGGGUCCCCGGGGAAUUCUUGCCCGAGAGCCCACCCCCGUGCUUCGCUCCCUCUGUGCUGUCUCUCCGUCCCCCAAGAGACUCGUUUUCUCUUCCUGGCCCAGUGCACCAUUGUCUGCCCGACACCUUUGUUCCGAGGUCGUUGGACUCUUCGCAGUUUGUUUUCGUCAGGCAUGACGCUCAUAGGCCUCCGCUGCGUCCACUGUAUGACGGCCCCUUUAGGGUUAUUCAACCGGGCCGGAAGCAUUUCCUUUUGGACUUUGGGGGUCGUCAGGAGACUGUUUCUAUUGACAGACUUAAGCCGGCACAUGUGCUGCAGGAUGAUCAGUUGGUGCCGGCUCAGGCCCCCCGCCGUGGCCGCCCGCCUUCCACUGGACUGGACAACCCUGCUUCUUCCUCUGGGAGCACCCCCCACCUGGCAGGGCCCGAGCUAUCUUCAGCUUCUCCUGGCCGCCCAUGCCAGCCUGGUCCUCAGGCACGUUUCCCCUCAGCCAGCUCUCCACCUCCCCGGUUCAGCCGUUCUGGCCGUUUGAUUAAGGCAAGGGUUCUGGACUAGGGGAUGACCCUACUGGGUGUUCGGGGGGGGCAUGUGUGGUGGACCACUGGAGGGCUCCACUCACACCCAGUCCUCAGGAAGUGUUGUUGUUAUGUUUUGGAGGGAAAAGAGUUCAGUUCUGUGGUGAUGAGAAUAAACGACGAGUGUUAAUCGAGAGCUCUCGUGUCGUCUGUGUUUACCUCCA
Messenger RNA from Oreochromis niloticus (Nile tilapia), 4153 nucleotides. RefSeq names its product transposon Ty3-I Gag-Pol polyprotein. Gene Ontology annotation, biological process: proteolysis; DNA integration. The record is from RefSeq and is a predicted model, not a curated record. The coding region runs from base 1 to 3969 and encodes 1322 amino acids. Gene Ontology annotation, molecular function: nucleic acid binding; aspartic-type endopeptidase activity. The transcript has a single exon. Lineage: Eukaryota; Metazoa; Chordata; Actinopteri; Cichliformes; Cichlidae.